This is a messenger RNA of Salvelinus sp. IW2-2015, 533 nucleotides long. NCBI's taxonomy places the organism in Eukaryota, Metazoa, Chordata, Actinopteri, Salmoniformes, Salmonidae. The record is from RefSeq and is a predicted model, not a curated record.
UUGGUGGCGCUGUAGAGCUGCGAUUUGUUUGUUGUUUCCGAAUACMAGUCAAGAUGUCUGACAUGGAAGAUGAUUUCAUGUGCGACGAUGAAGAAGAUUAUGAUCUGGAAUAUUCCGAGGACAGUAACUCAGAGCCAAAUGUCGACUUGGAGAACCAGUACUACAACUCCAAAGCCUGAAGGAAGAUGACCCCACAGCAGCUCUCAAACAGCUUUCAGAAGGUAUUGGAGCUGGAGGGAGAGAAGGGAGAAUGGGGGUUCAAAGCCCUAAAACAGAUGAUCAAAAUCAACUUCAAGCUAACCAACUUCCCAGAGAUGAUGUCUCGGUACAAGCAGCUGUUGACGUACAUCAGGAGCGCUGUGACCAGAAACUACUCAGAGAAGUCCAUCAACUCCAUCCUAGACUACAUCUCCACCUCCAAACAGAUGGACCUGCUGCAGGAGUUUUAUGAAACGACGCUGGACGCUCUGAAGAUGCCAAGAACGACAGACUCUGGUUCAAAACCAACACAAAGGUAGGGUGUGUCCAAAUAA